AGCAGAGCGCAGAAAUGCGUUGUUUGUAUACUCACCAGUCCCACCUCACGCCAUGUUCGCUAUGAUCGACUCAUAGCUCGCAAUCGCUGGCUGUAUUUCACACACAAGAGUGUCUACAAAAGGUGACUUCUGUGGCCAAGGUAGUCUGUCAUCACGACCCAGUUCAUCAUCAACGGGUACUGAGACUCCAAAUCGCUUCCACUUCAUAGCACAAUUCCACUUCCACCAUGCAUUUCGAACUCGUUCUCGCCAGUCUAGCGGCCUUCGCUGCGGCUGUUCCGGUCGAAAUGGCUCACGAUGGCAGCUACGGCUCAUACGCGCCAUACGCAGGGUACAACCCCUACUCCAGCGCAGUCGAGCAGGAGGCUGCUAAGAUGCAGAAUGAAGCUAUGAACAUGAAGCGCGAUGGCAACAUGGGCCAAGCCAGCGACAUCAAGUACUUGAGCUACACGCCGUACGCGCUCUACGGGCCGUACUCUGCGGCAGUCGACUCUGCGGCGGCGAUGAUGGAAGAGAUGGACAAGGCCACGAAGCGCGACAACAUGAUGAUGGAUAACGCCAUGAUGGCGACGAAGGGAGAGGAACUUGCUAACCCGGCGUCGCCCUACGACCCGAUGGCCCAAGAGAAGCGCGACAUGCUGAUGACGGACUCCAUGAUGCUCGACCCCAUGACUGCCACUGCCACGGACGAUAUGAAGCGCGAUGUGAACCAUCCUGAUGCAGCGGAGAUGGCGUCUUCCCCUGACUCUGCGGCUGCCGGUACACUGCCUAAUAACUGGUAUGGGAAAUACGAGUAGUCCGUAUACCGACUAUGGCAACUAUCCCGGUAUGGCUGAGUAGACUUGGGCUGAGGCUCGAGGGAUGGACUACGUGCG
Cucurbitaria berberidis CBS 394.84 is the source of this 875-nucleotide messenger RNA. RefSeq lists its product as uncharacterized. The transcript is spliced from 3 exons. Bases 228 to 797 code for a protein of 189 amino acids. The record is from RefSeq and is a predicted model, not a curated record. Lineage: Eukaryota; Fungi; Ascomycota; Dothideomycetes; Pleosporales; Cucurbitariaceae.